Molecule: messenger RNA, 1053 nt
Organism: Thyridium curvatum
Lineage: Eukaryota; Fungi; Ascomycota; Sordariomycetes; Thyridiales; Thyridiaceae
Exons: 1
Coding region: 1-1053 (350 amino acids)
Molecular function (GO): hydrolase activity
Source: RefSeq, a predicted model, not a curated record
AUGGGGCAACCUCCGAGCAUUCGAUAUCUGGUCCUCAGCUGGCUACGGAGGUUGUCGACACGAUUGAAUCAGACUUUUAGCCAGACACUCGCUCUUCUCCUGCCGCAAUUUCUGGGCAGCCGAGCUUCCGCUGCUCUCAAUACCAAGACCCUACCACGAUAUGAAGCGAUCAGAAACCGUAUGCCACCUGGGUCAUGGGACUCCCACAUGCAUAUCAUGGACGGUGUACGAUACCCAAACUAUUCCAGAAAGCACUACACUCUCAAGGAGCGAUACACGUUAGAAGCCGCGUUGUCUUUCGAGUCCACGAUAGGCAUCAAGAACAUUGUGGUGGUGCAGCCUUCCUGCUAUGGCAUGGAUAACUCAUGCGUACUGGACGCUUUGAGGGAUCUGGGGCCCAGUCAAGGCCGUGGUGUUGUCGCAUUCGACCCAGAUCAGAUCGAGAAGCCGACUCUGCAAGAAUGGCAUCGGCUCGGAGUUCGGGGCGUGCGAAUAAACCUGCAAUCUGUAGGCAAGAGAUUGGAAAAACAGGAAAUGGAGCAGACGCUGAGGAGAUAUGCCGAGGUCAUCAAGCCCAUGGGAUGGGUGAUGCAAUUAUACGUGCCGCUAGCAAUGAUUACUGAGCUCGAAGAUAUCAUCUUGACCCUUGGAGUCCGGGUCUGCUUCGACCAUUUCGGAUCGCCGACGCUCCCAAUUCAGCAGCAUUCAAGCGACGACAAGGCGCCUGGACUGCAAGACCCAUACACUCUGGCCGGAUUCUCAUCUCUGGUUCGGUUGCUGCAAGAAGCCGACGUGUUCACGAAAUUCUCCGCCCCGUACCGGAUCAGUGGUCAAGCGCCUCUGUACUCGGAUCUCGACCCCGUCUCGCAGGAGCUGCUGAGGGUGGCUGGAGGGAAUAAACUCGUCUACGCCAGCGACUGGCCGCACACACGAUUUGAUGGCAUGGACAUUCGACCCUGGACGGAGAAGGCGCUGGACUGGUGCGCCAACACGGAAGGUCUCACAGAAAGACUGUUCCGAGACAAUGCGAAGGAUCUUUGGGAUGUGAAAUAG